GAAUUAGUCGAAAAUAAAAUUAGCAAUAAGUAAAUGAUGAAAGCUUGAUUUUUAUCAUUUAUGAUAUGUUUACAGCAAUGUUCGGUUGAUGACAAUGAAUAAUAUAUGGAAAGACAUCACUAAUUUAGCAAAAACUGUAUAUAAUCAACUGCCACAAUUGCCGGCGACAAAGGAAGUAGAAACAAUCAUUAUCAAGGAAAUCGAAAUGUCACGUCCGUAUUUUUUCGUCAGAAUAGCUGGGCUGUCUGGUGCGAUUGCUGUUGCCAUGUCGGCAUACGGUGCCCAUGCGUUCCGGACUAGCGAUGCGGAUGAAGCUCUGAAAGAGACGUUUAACGUAGGAAACAAACAGCAUUUGAUUCACUCUGUGGCUCUGCUGGGAUCCUGCCUUGCUCGACGUCCAAUGUUGGUGGGCACCAUGAUGACGGCGGGGAUGAUAAUGUUCAGCGGUAGCUGCUACUACCACGCCCUGACCGGGGACACGCGGAUUCGCUGGAUCACGCCGUACGGAGGAACCAUGCUAAUUUUUGCCUGGGUUGCCAUGAUCUUUUGAGCAGCGUUCUAAAAGAGGUUUUUUAUAGACUGAACUGACUGGGGGUUUUACAGACCAAUAUUUUGAGCAGUGUUCUCAGAUUUUUUUUAUACACUGGUCUGAUGUUUUGAGAAUUGUUCUCAUUGGGGAGGGGGGUUUAUAGACCGAUAUUUUGACCAGUGUUCUCAGAGGGUUUUUUGUAGACUGGUCUGAUGUUUUCAGCAGUGUUCUCAGAUUUUUUUAAUAGACUGGUCUGAUGUUUUGAGAAUUGUUCUCAUGAGGUUUUUUUAAUAGACCAAUAUUUUGACCAGUGUUAUCAGAGGUUUUUUUUAUAGACUGGUCUGAUGUUUUGAGCAACGUUCUAGUAUAUUUUUUUUAUAGACUCAACUGAUUUUUGAUCAUUGUUCGCAUAGGGUUUUUUUUAUAGACCGAUAUUUUCAGCAUUGUUGUCAGGUUUCUUUUUUGAUAGACCAUAAACAUCUUAAUUUUGAGGAUUGCUUUGCGCAUCUGAACUUUGUGUGUUAAUCAUGAUAUUGGACAUUUGUAACUGUUUAACAAGGGUGGAUCCGGGAGGAGAACUAGGAAUACACCUCCACCCUCCCCCCUCCCCCUCCUUAAAACAAAUUCCAGUGCUACUUUUAUUUAACAAUUUCUUUUCUCGAAUGCCAUAUUUGAUUGUCGUGCACUUUUUAGUAGUUGGCCUUUUUCCUUUUUCGCCAUUGUCCCCUGUUUAAAAUGUUCUCUGUGUUCGCCCUUGGUUCAUUGACUUGCUGGUCAGGCUUGUGAAAGACGUUAACAUUUAAUGUGGCUGCUACAUCUGGUUGUUUACUUUGUAGACUUCGUAGGAGAAUGUCACGCUAACAGUUUUGCUUCUUUCAUAUUUAUGCAAUAAAACAGUAACAGAAUGA
Molecule: messenger RNA, 1437 nt
Organism: Gigantopelta aegis
Lineage: Eukaryota; Metazoa; Mollusca; Gastropoda; Neomphalida; Peltospiridae
Product: transmembrane protein 256 homolog
Exons: 4
Coding region: 89-550 (153 amino acids)
Source: RefSeq, a predicted model, not a curated record